Messenger RNA from Megalobrama amblycephala (Wuchang bream), 2911 nucleotides. RefSeq names its product transcription factor Sox-8-like. The record is from RefSeq and is a predicted model, not a curated record. Gene Ontology annotation, molecular function: RNA polymerase II cis-regulatory region sequence-specific DNA binding; DNA-binding transcription factor activity, RNA polymerase II-specific. Gene Ontology annotation, biological process: morphogenesis of an epithelium; neural crest cell development; negative regulation of transcription by RNA polymerase II. Gene Ontology annotation, cellular component: nucleus. NCBI's taxonomy places the organism in Eukaryota, Metazoa, Chordata, Actinopteri, Cypriniformes, Xenocyprididae.
GGUCUUACGGGUGUGGAACGGCAUGAGGGUGAGUAAUAAAUGACAUUAUUUUCAUUUUUGGGUGAACUAACCCUUUAAGGUUACGUAGUUACAUUAUACUAACUAUACAAGUACUAAAUAAGUACUGAGUAAUAUAAAUUAACUACAUAGAGUUACGUUUAUGGAUAGGGUUUGGUUUAGUUAGUUGCUUGUAAUCAUGCUUAAUUUACUGUUAUUACUAUAGUAAGUACACACAUAACAUAACUACGUCACCUUAAAAUAAAGUUACCGAAUUUUCAUUGAAAAUGGCACAUUAUUGUGUAGUCUAUGGAUGCAAGAACCAUAGAUACUGUAUCUAUGGUAGGGUUCAUGUGAUUAUCAAUAAUAUUUAUAAGAGCUUUAACCAAACUUAUUUUAUUUACCAUAUACAGAAUUAUCUAACAAUAAUAAUAAACUGAAUCCUGUAAAAAAUCAGCUGCUGAAGACUUUUGCAGAAAAAGAACCUUCACAAUAUGGUGUUUGGCUCAUAUAUAGUGGCACUAAUAAGGAAUCUACAUAUUCAUGCACAACACUUCCAAAUUCCCUAUCACUCCAGACUGCUGUUGUAUGAAACAUGACCUGCUUUUAUCUUUCAGAUAUACAGUAAUUUGCUUCCACAAAUCUGAAAUCAUAGAAAGCCUAUGAUGCUGUGGAAAAUAGGGUAAUAAAGACAAAAACAUCAAGAUCAAAAAUAGAUCUGUAUCGAUCACCGAAAAACUGGUGCAUCACCAAAAAAAGAAAAAUACUAAAGAAGUUGGAUUUGAGCAUCAGAAGUGAGAUAAUGACAGAGGAGCAGGAUAAGUCCAGCGCAGAGCCGCCCUGCAGCCCGGCCGGUUCAUCCAGCUCGAUGUCUCAGGAAGAGUCGGACUCUGACGCACCUUCAUCUCCCGCUGGAUCUACUAGCCACCCUUCACUCAUGAUAACGAGAAUGGGUAAAAAACUGGAGGAUGAGGAUGACAGAUUCCCGGCGUGUAUCAGAGACGCGGUGUCGCAGGUUCUGAAGGGUUAUGACUGGUCUUUAGUACCCAUGCCAGCGCGAGGCAGCGGCGCGCUCAAGAACAAACCGCACGUGAAGAGACCCAUGAACGCGUUCAUGGUUUGGGCUCAAGCCGCGCGCAGGAAACUGGCGGAUCAGUAUCCGCACCUACACAACGCCGAGCUCAGCAAAACCCUCGGAAAACUCUGGAGACUGCUGACGGAGAAUGAAAAGAGACCGUUUGUGGAAGAAGCCGAAAGAUUGAGAGUUCAGCACAAGAAAGAUCAUCCGGAUUAUAAAUACCAGCCGAGGCGACGAAAGAGUGUGAAGCCAGGUCAGAGUGAGUCUGAUGGCGGCGUUGAUCUAACCCAUCACAUGUAUAAAGCUGAACCUGGAAUGGGGCGAUUGGCAAGUUCCUCGGAUCACAUCUCUGAUCAUACAGGUCAGCCUCAUGGACCCCCGACACCCCCAACAACACCCAAAACAGACCUCCAUCAUGGAGGAAAGCAAGAUUCAAAGCAUGAAGGUAGACGUUUGCUUGACAGCAGUCGACAGAAUAUCGACUUCAGCAAUGUUGACAUUUCUGAGCUCAGCACAGACGUCAUCAGCAACAUAGAAACCUUUGAUGUGCAUGAGUUUGACCAAUACUUGCCUCUCAGUGGCCAUGCCGGAGCCGUUUCGACCUCAGAGCACGGUCACGGGCAGAAUGCCAGCUCUGGAGGUGCUUACGCUUCAUCUUACAGCCACGGGGUUUCCUGGAGUCGCAAAGGGCCCGUGGCAUCCUCGUCACCUGGCACGAGUGAAGUGAAUCAGCACAGAGCUCACAUUAAAACUGAGCAGUUAAGCCCGAAUCACUACAGUGAGCACUCACCCUCACACUCCGAGUACAGCAUUUACAGCCCACAUGCAUGCGCCACCUCAGUCGCCGCCUCAUUCGCCAGCACUCAGUGUGACUAUACAGACCUUCAAAGCUCCAGCUAUUACAGCCCCUAUACCAGCUACCCAUCUGGCCUCUACCAGUACCCAUACUUUCAUUCCUCACGGAGGCCGUACGGAAGCCCCAUACUCAACAGCUUGUCCAUUCCGCCCUCCCACAGUCCCACCACCAAUGGGAUCAGCCGAUUUACACCACGUUAUCCCGGCCAUAAGGCCCAGCCACGUUGUUGUACGGUGUCCGUUAUUAUGAUGAAGGACAGCAUUAGCUGAGGGAGUUUGUGCCAACUAACUAUGAAAUAAGUGCCUGCUGAUUUUUCGACAUCAUUUGAUUGCUCACACACAUCAGAACACUGACUGUUGGUGCUAAAUGUGAUGAAUUUGUGCCAGCAGAAAUCCUCUGUUACAGGACCUACAAAAGUUUCUUGAACAGUUGAAAGGGUGGAGGGCUGAAAUGAUUUUUGAUAAACACAGCCGUAUUGUUGGAUCGUUAUUUGAAUAGUUAGUUGAAUCAUUAUUUUUGGGAACAUUCCUGUGGGAAAAAUAUCUGUGAAUGAUAUCUGCAGCAAAACCUUGUUUUGUGUUCAGCUCAGCAGUCACCAGCUAAUUAAAUCAAAUCCUUGAAAAAGAAUAGGUGACAUACAUGGUUAACAAUGAAAAUUAUUUUUGUCUUUUUAUGUUUGCAUAAUAUUAGUGAGCACUUUAACAUGUCAAAAGCUCUUAAUUUCCAGUAAGUUCAUUAAUAAUUGCAUUUUUAACAUCACCAGUCAUUGAUAUUACAUGCUUAUUCUCAUUGACUGUUUUGAAUUAAAUUUCUUUAAUUAUACCAGCAAUCAGUUGAACAUUUUGAUUACAUUUUUUUAGGCUGUGAAACACAAACACACAAAACAGUGUUUACUCUACAUCAUUCUAACAUUGUCUAACAGUAAUUGCUGGCAAUACUUGUGGAAAAAAUAAAAUUUCUCUUAAAGCUUACUGUCUAAA